Molecule: messenger RNA, 10213 nt
Organism: Capra hircus (goat)
Lineage: Eukaryota; Metazoa; Chordata; Mammalia; Artiodactyla; Bovidae
Gene: CNTN2
Product: contactin 2
Exons: 22
Coding region: 3139-6261 (1040 amino acids)
Biological process (GO): cell-cell adhesion; brain development
Molecular function (GO): cell-cell adhesion mediator activity
Source: RefSeq, a predicted model, not a curated record
CCAGUAUUCUUGCCUGGAAAGUCCCAUGGACAGAGGAGUUUGGUGGGCUACAAUCCUUGGGGUCUCAAAGAGUCAGACAUGACUUAGCAACAAUAGCAAACAAAAGAGAUGGCAGAUACUUCUGACCACUGUUGUGUGGAGGUGAAUGAUCCAGGGUGUCGAUCACAGAGAAGCAAGGCAGGGCUAGGUCCUCACACCCUGUGCUGGGUGGAGACGCAAGCCACACACACACACUCACACACACACAGAGGCAUAUACACAAAGAACAGAUACUGCCCCCACACACAGACGCAGGUACGUGCAUACACACAGAGACAGAAGGCCAGACCACACACAUACAGAGGGACGCACAGACAUCACACACGUGUGUACACACGCGCACCCACCCACUCUCUCCAGCACUGCUGGUGGGCACAGCAGACCCCUGCCCAAGUCUGCAGACCAGCCUCCGGUCCCUGUCCGUCCGUCUCUGUGCCGCUCGGGCAGCUCAGGAUAAGGGCACGUCUCCCCCAGCCUGCACCCUCCCCCUUGUGAGCUCUCAGGACUGGCAGACAGACAAAGGGCAGGCAGCGAAGGAUGACUGAGCACCUUCUCUGGGCCAGACUCUGGAUGGGGCACACUGCCAAAGAGACGUUUUCAAACCAUUCGGAACCGCGGAUCACUUUGUGUAGAGGGAACCUGGGAGGGAAGCCCAGCAGAUACAGCAAGGGUGAGGGGAGCUGCUCUGGCUGGAGCGGGGAGGGGUCCGCUGCCCCAUCUUCUGUCCAUGCCCCCGGCCCCACCGUCAGCCAGGGCAAGUCCAAACAGCCCGAGGACUGCCCCUGCGGGGCGCUCCACACCUCACUGACCACUCAGAACCACUCUGGGAAGGAAGUGUUAUGGUCUCCACUCGGCAGAUGAGAACACUGAGGUCCACCCGGGGAGAAGACUCGUCCAAGCUCACAACACUGUUAGGAGACGAAGCCAAGGUCACCGACUCCUGUCGUGAUUCCAAAGCCUGCGGUGGUUCCCAGUGCCCAGUGGCUCCCUGUCAUGAGGACAGCUUCCUGCAUUGUGACCCUCCAGGGUCCUGCUUCUAGAUUCUUCCAUGACUGAGCACCCUGCUGACCCUGUGUGAGAGUGUGUGUGUGUGAGAGUAGGAGGGUGCGCGUGUGUGUCUGUCUGCCCUGGGUUAACCCUUAAGCAGGACUGAAGCCUGGUCAACCCACCGUGUGAGUGUGAGUGUGAGCAUCUGACAUGACAGCUGUUCUCAGGCAGGUGAGCAUGACACACGCGUGGUGCCCGUUCUGCACCGAGCGCCCUGGGGGAGUGUCCGGCCGGCUGGAAGUGCUAAAACCUUGGGUCGAGGUCUGGAGCGGAAAGGGACAAGGAUGGGGAUGGGCAAGUCCGGGCCCGCCUGACAUGGGGAGGGGCACGAUGCCGGAGCUGGGGCAGGGGAGGGGGUGCACCAGUUUAAGCCCACCCCCCACAGAACACCCAGCUCCUCAGCCCACAUCUUCCCUGAGCCCUGCGGCCGCUUCUCCCCGCAACCUUCCCAGCUGAGGCUGCUGGGGAGGCAGGGAAAGGGCGGUGCUGGCCCAUGCUGAGGCUGAAAGAGGUUUGGGAGCCCUUCUUUGUGGGGAGUGGAGCCCACAGUGAGGCAGAGAGACCCUGAGCUUGCCUGGUCUGCAGGCCCUGCACGGGCCCCAGGCCUCCACUGUCCACCCCCAUCCAGGCCAGCCUUCCCAGGCCCUCGGGAGCACUGCUGUCUCAGAGCUGCAGGAGACACCGGAGCACCCGCCUGCCACAGGAGGACGCUGAAGCACAGGAGCACGUGGGUUUCGGAGCAAGCUAGCAGCGGAGUCCCCAGCCAGGCUGUCUCCCUCAACCUUAGACCUUCUCCUGCUCUUAGCUUCCUGCAAAGCAGGUGGUGGGGCUGAGAGGUGGGACCUGCAGCGGUGUGACCUCUCCCUGCAGCCUGGGGGCCCCACAACCCAGGCUUACUCUGACCACCGGAAGGAGGCCCCUGGACUCCACACUCCCCCAAACGGUGCGGGUUUGCCUGGAGAUGGGGGUAGGUGGCCCCACUCCUGCUCCAGGAUGAGGCCCCCACCUCUCAGACUGACGGAGAGAGGCUCUGAUUGCUAUUGGUGCCCCCAGGGAGCACGUUUUCCAGGUCUUCAGGAUUUAACCACACCUCUGCUCAUCCUGACUUCCCUGGUAGCUCAGGCGGUAAAGAAUCUGCCUGUAAGGCAGGAGAACCAUGUUCGAUCCCUGGGCUGAUCAAACCCGGUUCAACUGAUCCCAGAUUGGAUCCCGGGGUCAAUCCCUGGUUGAUCCCUGGGUUAAUCGAACCCGGUUUGAUUGAUCCCAGGUUGGGUCCCUGGGUCAAGAGGAUCCCCUGAAGGGCAACUCGUCUCGGCAGGCAGGAAGUUUGUCUAGGAGCUGCGUUAUCUCUUGCCCAGAGGCCUGUCGGGACCACUAGUCCACCUGGCGGGGAGCCUUGCUAAGGGGGCCACAGUUACGGCUCCAUCAUGCACUGCACAUAAGGGUGUGAGGGGUGGGAUGCAUCAGUGAAACUCCUCCCCACUGCUAGAAAAUAAGGCUGGUUCCUAGAGGCUAGAGGCAGCUCACAGAGGCCCUCAUUACCCUCCAACCCAGCCACUGUGGGAGCGCGACCGGGGGGAAUGGGCCUGAGAAGAUGGAGCCAGUUCCCCACACCCGGGCUCAGGCCCCGGCCUGAGCUCUCCAGCCCUCCAGGAGAGCUGUUCCCGGUGAACAGGCAGCGGCUUCUUGCCUCCCGAUUAGUCACUGCCUUCACUUCCCGAGCAGCACCACUCAGCAGCACCACUCAGCGGGCGGCAGGAGGAGGGGAGGGGCCCAGGGCAGAGCCAGACCCCCGGGGGCCAGCAAGAGGCACUCAGCCCAGGAAGAGCUACUGGGCAAUAGCCAGGCCCUUCCCCGGGGCCCUGGAGAGGGUGGGAGCGACUCUAGCCUUUCCUCGGGCUGAGGCAGAAGCGUUGGAGCCGGGAGUGCACUGCUCAGCUCCGAGGCCUCCCCAUCCGUCUGCCCCACCAGGUCCCUGUCGGCCUCCAGCCGGACGCUCCCUGUGCUGGGCUGAGGCUCGUCUCCGCUGCCCGCCCCAGCCUGGAGCCCACCAUGGGGACGCCCCUCGGGAGGAGAGCAUGCCUGCUGAUGCUGGUAGCCGCAGCCCUAGUCUCCACGCCAGCUUGGAGCUCGGCCUGGGGAUCCCCAGCUACCUUUGGGCCUGUCUUUGAAGAGCAGCCCCUUGGCCUGCUAUUCCCAGAGGAGUCCACAGAGGAGAAGGUGACGCUGGCCUGCCGUGCGCGGGCCAGCCCUCCGGCCACCUAUAGGUGGAAGAUGAACGGCACCGACAUGAAGCUGGAGCCAGGCUCCCGCCAGCAGCUGGUUGGGGGCAACCUGGUCAUCAUGAACCCCAGCAAGGCCCAGGAUGCUGGUGUCUACCAGUGCCUGGCCUCCAACCCCGUGGGCACUGUCGUCAGCAGAGAGGCUGUCCUCCGCUUCGGCUUUCUGCAGGAAUUCUCCAAGGAGGAGCGAGACCCAGUGAAGACCCACGAAGGCUGGGGGGUGAUGCUACCCUGUAACCCACCCGCCCACUACCCAGGCUUGUCCUACCGCUGGCUCCUCAAUGAGUUCCCCAACUUCAUCCCAACGGACGGGCGGCACUUCGUGUCCCAGACCACAGGGAAUCUGUACAUCGCCCGGACCAAUGCCUCAGACCUGGGCAACUACUCCUGCCUGGCCACCAGCCACAUGGACUUCUCCACCAAGAGCGUCUUCAGCAAGUUUGCUCAGCUCAACCUGGCCGCAGAAGACACCAGGCUCUUUGCUCCCAGCAUCAAGGCCCGGUUCCCAGCAGAGACCUACGCGCUGGUGGGACAGCAGGUCACCCUGGAGUGCUUCGCCUUUGGGAACCCGGUGCCCAGGAUCAAAUGGCGCAAAGUGGACGGCUCCCUGUCCCCGCAGUGGGCCACGGCCGAGCCCACCCUGCAGAUCCCCAGCGUGGGCUUCGAGGACGAGGGCACCUACGAGUGUGAGGCGGAGAACGCCAAGGGCCGCGACACCGUCCAGGGCCGCAUCAUCGUGCAGGCUCAGCCCGAGUGGCUCCGGGUCAUCUCAGAUAGGGAGGCUGACAUCGGUUCCGAUCUCCACUGGGCCUGCGCCGCCGCCGGCAAGCCCCGGCCGGCAGUGCGCUGGCUGCGGAACGGGGAGCCUCUGACCUCCCAGGCCCGGGUAGAAGUGCUGGCCGGGGACUUGCGGUUCUCCAAGCUGAGCCUGGAGGACUCGGGCAUGUACCAGUGCGUGGCGGAGAACAAGCACGGUACCAUCUACGCCAGCGCGGAGCUGGCGGUGCAAGCGCUUGCCCCCGACUUCAGGCUGAACCCCGUAAGGCGUCUCAUCCCUGCAGCCCGAGGAGGAGAGGUUGUGAUCCCCUGUCAGCCCCGGGCCGCUCCCAAGGCCGUGGUGCUCUGGAGCAAAGGCACUGAGAUUUUGGUCAACAGCAGCAGAGUGACCGUGACUCCGGAUGGCACCUUGAUCAUCAGAAACAUCAGUCGGUCCGAUGAAGGCAAAUACACCUGCUUUGCUGAGAACUUCAUGGGGAAAGCCAACAGCACAGGCACCCUGUCUGUGCGAGAUGCAACCAAAAUCACACUAGCCCCCUCGAGCGCUGACAUCAACUUAGGUGACAACCUGACCCUGCAAUGCCACGCCUCCCACGACCCCACCAUGGACCUCACCUUCGUCUGGACCCUGGACGACUUCCCCAUUGACUCUGACAAGCCUGGGGGUCAUUACCAAAGGGCCAGCAUGAAGGAGACGGUCGGGGAUCUGACCAUCCUGAAUGCCCAGCUGCGCCACGGUGGGAAGUACACAUGCACAGCCCAGACAGUGGUGGACAGUGCGUCUAAGGAGGCCACGGUCCUGGUCCGAGGUCCGCCAGGUGCCCCAGGAGGCGUGGUGGUGAGAGACAUCAGCGACACCUCUGUCCAGCUCAGCUGGAGCCGUGGCUUUGACAACCACAGCCCCAUUGCCAAGUACACCCUGCAAGCUCGCACUCUGCCUUCAGGGAAGUGGAAGCAGGUUCGGACUAAUCCCGCCAACAUCGAGGGAAACGCUGAAACUGCCCAAGUGCUGGGCCUUACGCCCUGGAUGGACUACGAGUUCCGGGUCUUAGCCAGCAACAUCCUGGGCACUGGGGAGCCCAGUGGACCCUCCAGCAAAAUCCAGACCAAGGAAGCAGCCCCCUCGGUAGCCCCGUCGGGUCUCAGCGGAGGCGGUGGAGCGCCGGGAGAGCUCACUGUGACCUGGACGCCCAUGUCCCGGGAGUACCAGCACGGAGGCGGCUUCGGCUACCUGGUGUCCUUCCGCAGGCAGGGCAGCACCAGCUGGCAGACCGCGAGGGUGCCCGGCGCCGACGCCCAGUACUUCGUCUACAGCAACGACAGCGUCCGGCCCUACACGCCCUUUGAGGUCAAGAUCCGCAGCUACAACCGCCGCGGGGAGGGGCCCGAGAGCCUCGUGGCCGUCGUGUACUCGGCCGAGGAAGAGCCCAGGGUGGCCCCUCCCAAGGUCUGGGCCAAAGGGGUCUCGUCCUCGGAGAUGAACGUGAGCUGGGAGCCCGUGCAGCAGGACAUGAACGGUAUCCUCCUGGGGUACGAGAUCCGCUACUGGAAGGCUGGCGCCAAAGCGGCAGCCGCUGAGCGAGUGAGGACUGCAGGGCUGGACACCAGCGCCCUGGUCACGGGCCUGCACGCCAGCACCAAGUACCACGUGACCGUGCGGGCCUACAACCGGGCCGGCACCGGGCCCGCCAGCCCCUCUGCCAACGCCACAACCAUGAAGCCGCCUCCACGGCGACCCCCUGGCAACAUCUCCUGGACUUUCUCGAGCUCCAGCCUGAGUAUCAAGUGGGACCCUGUAGUACCACUGGGUAAUGAGUCUGCAGUCACCGGCUACAAGAUGCUGUACCAGAACGACCUACACCCGACUCCCACGCUGCACCUCACCAGCAAGAACUGGAUAGAAAUCACAGUUCCCGAGGACAUCGGCCACGCCCUGGUGCAGAUUCGGACCACAGGGCCAGGGGGCGACGGGGUCCCGGCAGAGGUUCACAUCGUGCGCAACGGAGGCACCAGCAUGAUGGUGGAGAACUCCGCGGUCUGUCCAGCCCCACAUCCAGACACCGCCCUCACCCACUCCGUGGCAGCGCUGGUCCUCUUGUGCUACCUGCAGCUCUGAUCUCGGCACCCUGCCUCCCCGCCACAGCUGGGCACCCACCUCGAUGGACAGCCAGCUGGCCCCAGCCCCUUCCCGAUGCCAAGGUGGCCCAGCGCUGUGCCUGAGAACUGCUGGUUUCAAACACUGACUGUAUUUACAGAGCCCUUUUUGUAGGAGGUAGGAUAUGUCAUAUUCUGCCACAGGAUAGAACCCAUGCAAGGAUUUUUUUGUUUUAAUCGAGAGGCACCAGGCAGAAACUUCCAUGAUGAUACUGAACCCUAGGCCUGGGCCCUCUAGGGUGCCUGCAUGGAAGGCAGGAAGAAGGGAGUUAGACGUGUAUCUGUGUAUCAGCGGAGAUGGCACUCUGGGACCGCAUGUGGACUCUGGCCCAGACGGCAGAGUCCCAAGCCCGGGAACACUGGACAGGAACGGGCUGAAGUGGGACAGAGCAGCAGCAGCAGCGUCGCUCGUCUAAGGAGCGGGCCCGACCCGAAGACCGGGACUCUUCUUUCCCCUCUGACAGGGCAGCACGGCUGGACCCUGACACUGUCCCCGAGGACUCCCUGGAGGCCCCCCCACCCGCCCAGACGGCUGAGAACCAGUGUCCUGGGGUUAGGCCGGCAGCCCAAGCCCCGCAGCUCUGGGUGGCCGUGCUCCCACUGCUGAGUGGGAGCUCCGAAGGGCUGAGAGGCUGGGCCUCCUGCUGGAAAGCUGCACCAGACCUGGCCGGAGGCGCAGUCACCCUCUUAGCCAACACUGCCAACCCGACCCUGUCACUCCGAGUGACGGAAGCCACGACAGGGGGCUGGUGACUAAAGGGCUUGUCUUGGGGAGGCCCCCUACCACACCAAGGCCCAUCUGCACGGUCCCUCCAGGGUCUGGGCAGGAGGUGGGACAGCUGUCGUGACCCACUGGCUUCGUCCCAGAGAACGUGAGCAGUUGUUCUGUCUGCAGUCAGGCACCUUCCGAGAAGCCCAGAGGAUAAACACGGCCCUGCCCGCUCCCAGGAACGCCCCGGGCUGUUGGGCGAGCCGACCCCCAUGCGGCCUCAGGUGCUGUUCUGCAUUUCCCCUGAAGACGAGGGGGCGAGUAAAUGGGGCCCCCUGGCCUGCUCUUGGGGUGUGAUGCCAGUCCCGGCACAUCAGAGCUGGAAGAGGCUUAGACCUCAGCGUGCCCAGGCCCCUCAGCGUGCCCAGACCCCUGCUCUGCCGGGAGGAAGCGGAGGUUGGGAGGAGCGGGGCCUGCCUUGGGUCACACAGCCCACCAGGGAUGGGGCGGAAAUGGCCCUCUUCUCCCACCAGUCCCAGGCCCAUUGUCUGCUGAGGAAGGGGGCCAUGCUGAAUGGCCAUGACCUGGUUAAGAAGGUGGUCAAGGGCAGAGGGGGCUGUGAAGACCCUGCCCAGGAGGCUCCGGUGGGUGACGGUGGGGUAUUCGGCAGGGCUGGCUUCAGCCCACGCGUGUGCAGAAUGCCGGAGGUCCCCUCUUCCUUUGCCUCCUGAGCUGGCUUCUGCUGGGCCCUCAGCAUGCAGUGCUGGCUUGGAACCCGCUGCGCCUCUUACCCUUGCUUCAAGAGAGGCCGAGGCAAGGACAGGGAUUCCCCAAAUCCAGGCAGCAGUGGAGGCAUAACCAGGAGGUUCCAAAGUCUACGUUGUGACAGGUGACCCUUCGCGCACGGGAGCAGGAGGACAGGCAUCUUGCAGGGGACAGGCCCCCUGAGCCUGGCUUCUGUAGUUUACAGUCAGAGCUCUAUUUUGUUAUGGUUUUUAAACUUUUUAAGUCCUGCUCUAUUUUACUGGGCAGGUUUAUGUUGAUGUUUACCCACUACAGUUUUUUAACAACGUAAGCUCACAUGCCUUCUCUGUGCCACCACAGUACUCACCGCCCUGCCCCUGGCCCACGGGAUUGCCCCCCCUGGGCCAUCCGAUCAAACCCUCCUCACCUGCCCCCGUCCUUCACCCCCAUGCGGUGCUGGGGGCUCAGCUCCGUGACUGCUCUGCCACUGCAGAGACCCAAACCCGCCCAGCGCCCAGCCUGGUCCUGCAAGGCUGUGAGGUGGCCUGUACCCCGCUCUUGGAAAGGGGAAUCUGAAAGGAGGAAGCCUCCUUCCAAGGUCGCGUUGAUUCUUUCUUCGUUGCCUUAGCUGCGGCAGAAGCAGGACAGGUGUCCAGAUGCCGGCCAAGAGGGCUGAGCCGCUUUGGCGCAGAACCUGUGUGGCUGCAGCUGCGGCCCUAGGCGUGCUUGAAGCCAGAGAUGCAACCAAGAGUCUUAGUUCUGGGGGGGGGGGGGGGGGGCAGACCGACCCUCUUGGAAACCCAGGAAGGAUUUUUUAUUAGUAACUAGGAAGACUCACCCUCAGCAACACCUGAGGCCUGUGUAGGGAGGACUUGUUUGGGGGGGGAGGACUCAGAACUAGACAAAAACAGAUGCUCCUGCAGGCCGAGACUUCAGGCUGCGAGCUGAUUCAGACCGAAUGAGACAGGGGACCUGAGGGCACGCCUCUUGGGGUGGUGGCUGCACAGGAGCUCGCGUGGAGGCGGAAGGUGAGAUGAGGCAACUUCUGAGUCCCUCCCUGCCCGAGAGGCCGGCCUGCCACCACCUCUGCUUGGAUGGGCUGAGGCUCCCUCCUGCCGUGGUCAUGCCGAGCCCCGGGCCGGCAGCCAAGGGGAACAGCCACAAGCGAGUGCUUCCCUCUGCAGCUCAGUGGCCAGUGAGUGCCUGAGGACUGGGGGCAGAGCGUGCCUCAGGGCCUGGGAGAAGCUCCGCGCCGCACACGCCGGGCUCGGCCUGCCCUGGUCCGGGCUCCACCAUACUGUUUGCCCCACAGCCCCGAUGUGUGCCUCAGCCCGGAGCUCUCUCCAGACACAGCCUCAGGGCCCAGCGGCGUCAGUGCCCCCACUGGGCCUCAGAUGGCACAGGCGGUGCCAGAGAACAGGAGGGCUGUGGACCAGGGGAUAAAGCGACAGCAGAGACGCCAGAGAGAUGUCUGUGAGGAGACCUGGCUAGGGGGCUCUGAGGAAUUCUGACGGCUGUGUCUUGGGGUCUAGGUUAGGUGAUGACGGGAGAGAAUGCUCUAAGUGUCCCUCAGGACUGACAUUCUUGGAAUCAAAAAGUGCUCAGCACGGGAAGUCUUGGCGCUCCUCCCUGCGGGCCCCCCCCCCCCCCCCCGCACUGCGAGGGAGUGACUGCAGUCACCGUCAUUUGCAGGGGGUGGGGGGGUGGGGGUGGUUGCAGGUGCAGCGCACCCCAGGCAUUCUCUGCCCAGCACACGCUACUGCCCCUUGGCAGUCCCGGGAGUGGUCUGGUCUCCUCUGGGCAAGAGCCUGCGCUGACUCCAGAGUGCCUCACCCCCUGGUGUCUUCCCCGCUGGAGGACUCUGCUAGUCCUGGUCUCAGAGUGUGACCGCCUGCUGGCUCCUCUCUAUGGAGAGGCAGCAGGGUGCUCACGCCUGGGUCUGCAGCACAGGGGCGGCACCCUCUUUCCCUGGCUCAGGUCAAACCAGGCUUCAUCCUGGAGAUGAGCGAGGCGGCCGGAGAGGCCCCUGGAGCAGCACAGGGGGUCAGGUGGGCACUUAAGGAGCUUCAUGGAGAGCUCCACGGAAAGAGGUUCCUGGGAGCCAGCUGUAUGUAUAGGCUUUGGGAAGGCAGGACAAUAAAAGGAAAAUGAAGAGGGAAAAAGAUGGGUCAGAUAGCUUCCCCCAGUCCUAGGAAGCCUCAUGCCCUCAGAUGGGGUCCACCCUGCUCUGACUCCCCAGACUCCAACCGACACACCCCCUCCAGGGUCUGCAUAGCUUAGAAAAGCUUGCAAGGGCAAGGGUUGGGGCUUCAUCGGACCACUGUCAACUCGGCUUUUGUUAAAAUGGACCCGCUCCCACUGAUCUGUUAUUACCUGCCUCUCUCACACUUCUUGUAAGGGUAGUUAUUUAUUGACUCUGGUAGCGGGCAGUUCUUAAAUAAAGAUGAUUUCUCAACCUGGU